Messenger RNA from Cylindrotheca closterium, 1068 nucleotides. The record is from the annotation of a GenBank genome assembly. Lineage: Eukaryota; Bacillariophyta; Bacillariophyceae; Bacillariales; Bacillariaceae.
AUGACGCCUAUCCGAGUAGACUUUACCGGAGCUAUUCAAUCUGUUGAAAUAGAUGAAACACAAGAUAUAGAGAAGGGAGUCAUUGAGGUUCAAGACAACAACAAUAGCCCUCCUCCUGAAAACGGAUACCCGGAGCUCCCAGAUGACCGUAGUCACGGGGAAGAAAAGUCUCGGGGCAGUGGGGACACUGAUCUCGAUACUUCUUCCAACACUAGUGGACAUGAUCGUCAUAUCCCUUUAGAGAACACAGUAGCGGCAUCUGACAACGCUGAGGUCCAUGUAAUAACUGAUAUUGAUGCCUACAACGGAUCCACACUUGGAGAGAAAAUAGACGCCAUGAUUGCGUCACACCCUGUUGUGAUGAUCAAUCGCACAUGGUGCCUAUUUUCAGUCGAUGCCAUAGACUUCCUGGUGCAACAGUUGAAUGUACCAGUCCACUCCGUUGAAGUCGAUGUCCAUCCCCAAGGCAAAGAAAUCCUCAAGUACGUCACUGACAAAUGUAGCUAUCAUACAACUCCAUUGAUCUUCAUUCGAGGAGAGUUUCUUGGUGGCUUUUCAGAGGUCAACGCCCUUUAUGCACAAGGAAAGCUUCAAGACGACUAUUUGAUAGGUCUUUCCCAAGCAGAUCGAUGCGAGGCCUUCAUUGCAAAUUCUGACUACGAAAUGUCAACAUACUUUUGGUUUCCACACAAGGUUGACGGCAACGUGGUUCGUCUCACUGGAGUUUUGACCUUCAUUGCCAGCGCACUCUGUGCCAUACUGGUCCACUGGGAACAAUUCUUUUGGGCUCGGUAUGUGGCUUAUGCAAUCGCUGUAGACUUUGUACUACGAUUGCUUGGUGGUGCCAAGUUUUCAGUGUUUGGAAGAUUUGCAAUGCUCCUAGCCCUUCCUUUGGAUCCAAUCCCAAGAAUGGGCCGCCCCAAACAAUUUGCGACCUGCUGUGGUAUCUGUUUCUCAGGACUUGGAAGUCUGUUUUUCCUUCUUCCGUUUCCAUAUCACGACAUGGUGUCAAGCUUGGUAUCUUCCGAGGGACUACCAGUAGUUGAAAGUGAUGCAGCGAGAAGUUAG